AUGGGGUUCCGGAGGCGGACUAUAAUAUUAUUACUUAUUUUUUUGGAAUUUUUCGGACCAAAACUUUCUGUUUCUGCACAAGGAUGUUCAGUAGGGGAAGGAGGACCUAUAAGCAUAUUAAUCAAUGAUAUACAUGAAGGCAUUAUUUUUGAUCUGCAAACUACAGGCGUUACCGGCAUAGAGCAGCACGCUUAUGGUCUAAAUAUUAUAAGUCCUCCUUAUGUAGACAUGGCCUUAGACAACUCUAGAUUUGUGAUGAGGACUAAUGAAAGGUUCUCACUAUAUGAGGAGAAUGAGAUUGAGAGAUCAAUAGUCAUCAUUGUGAGAUUCAGAUGCAGUAGCAAUAAUCAUCUUGAUGUGACCACCACGAUACAUUUGCAUGAUACGAACAAUCACGCUCCGAGGUUUAUACCGACGGACCACUAUCAUUACGUCCUCGAUGCACCAGUACCACCAGGGUAUCAAGUAACUGGCUGCUUGUCCGAGCUAAUUGCUCGAGACGUCGACCUCACAACUGAAAGAAUUAUAUUCGAUAUUCAACAAAAUCCGUUUUUCGGAAUUACUUACAGUGCUGAACUAUCAGAUAAUCGAAGUAAGGAAUUUAUAGCGAUAGUAACUACUAAAACAUUCAUUAGAAAUUUGCCGGAAGAAAUGACAUUAACCAUAACUGCUACGGAUGUCCAUGGUACAGAAGGCGAAGGGUCACAUACAACAAGUGGUAAAAUUACUAUUAAAGGUAAUACAAAUUUCGUGCUGCCCAACGAACCAGUGUUUUCUAAAACUAUAUACAAUGGCAUUUACACAGCCGCUGGCCAAGUAGAGCUAGAAGAAUUUAUAUCUCUACAAAAUGGUUAUGACGACCUCGUGCGUUUUUCUGUUGAAGAAACUUACAAGAUCAAUUUUAGGCUUGUCAAACUACCAGACCAGGUAAAUCAGAUUAUGAUAGAAGUACUGGUUCCACUAGAAGAAGAUAUUCUCCUACAAGGAAGCAUCGCUAUAGAAAUAAUAGCGGAAAGAGAAUUUACUAGCGGAGCUUCAGCUACAGUCAUCUUGCAGUUACCUCAAGUGGAUCCUGUGCAAUUCGAAAGCGCCCACUAUGACGGUACAAUUGAAAACAACAACCUUCUCCUCUCGCCGUUGAAGCUCAGCCAGGGUUACAAAGAUUCCGUUGUGACAGCCAGCUUCGUAGAGACCGGUAAAUUUACGAUGUAUUUCACUAAUUAUGUCAAUUAA
Molecule: messenger RNA, 1233 nt
Organism: Spodoptera littoralis (African cotton leafworm)
Lineage: Eukaryota; Metazoa; Arthropoda; Insecta; Lepidoptera; Noctuidae
Source: the annotation of a GenBank genome assembly